AUGCUGCGAUCAAGCGUUUGCUUAGUGAGGAAAAUGUUCUUGCCAUUCUAUUCCAAGGAGCGCGGUCCACCCAAAAUCCGUCAGCAAGUGGUGGGAACGAGGGGGCGAAGGUUCUUCAAACUGGUGGCAUGCAACCAGCGCGAUCCGCAAAAUGGCAAGCACAUGGAGGUAUUGGGCAGCUAUGCCCCCAAGGUAAAAUCCAACAUUAAGGAGAUCCGCCUGCGCUUCUCCAGAGUGAAGUUCUGGCUUGGUGUGGGUGCGCAGUUCAAUCCAGGAACGAGGCAGCUCCUGGCUCUAGCUGGGCUGAUUCCGACUCCUCCUCCACUUUUCGGACAUCGGACCAAAGGCCACUACAAAGAGCUGCAGAAGGUUUUGGACCUGAGACAGGAAGCGCAUGAGGCCGCGGUGCAGGAAUACCACAAGCAUUCUGGUGUCAAGGGUAUCCACGUCCGUUGA
This is a messenger RNA of Symbiodinium sp. CCMP2592, 456 nucleotides long. The record is from the annotation of a GenBank genome assembly. NCBI's taxonomy places the organism in Eukaryota, Dinophyceae, Suessiales, Symbiodiniaceae.